This is a messenger RNA of Loa loa (African eye worm), 666 nucleotides long. RefSeq lists its product as hypothetical. Bases 1 to 666 code for a protein of 221 amino acids. NCBI's taxonomy places the organism in Eukaryota, Metazoa, Nematoda, Chromadorea, Rhabditida, Onchocercidae. The record is from RefSeq and is a predicted model, not a curated record. The transcript has 6 exons. Gene Ontology annotation, molecular function: translation initiation factor activity; RNA binding. Gene Ontology annotation, biological process: translational initiation. Gene Ontology annotation, cellular component: cytoplasm.
AUGGGGCAAGCCAAGACGCUUUCUGUCCAGCAACUUACUCGUUGGCAUCUCCUCUUCCCUAAAUCUAAAUUACUGAUCCGUAAGCAGCAAGUUCCAGAACAGUUUGCAGAAUGCCGAAAAAUAAGGGAAAGGGUGGUAAAAAAUCGUCGGAGGGGUAAGAACGAGAAUGAUAUAAUGAAAAGAGAAUUGAUAUACAAAGAGCCUGGACAAGAAUAUGCGCAAGUAAUUAAAAUGCUUGGUAACGGUCGGCUAAAUGCAAACUGCUUCGAUGGUAAACCGCGCUUAUGUCAUAUUCGAGGGAAAUUACGAAAAAAAGAUUAUCAGGACGAUAAGGCUGAUGUUAUUUUAAAAUAUAAUCCCGAUGAAGCGAGGAAUUUAAAAGCAUGUGGACAAUUACCCGAAAAUGCGAAAUUGAAUGAAGGUGGUGAUGAUCUCGACGAGGGUGGAGUUGAAUUCGCUGAUACGGGUGCACUGUCCGACGAAGACAAUGAAGGUUCUGGUAAUGAGGACCUACCAUCAAUUGGAUCUGAUUCUGAUGAAGAUGAAGACGACGAGGAGGAGGAAACCGAUGAUAGCGAUGAUGAAAGAAUAACAGAAGAGCGAUUGGCUAGAAGUUAUGUUAAGCCAGGAGCAAGAGAUCGUCCCCAAAAAAAGAAUAAAUGGUAA